This is a messenger RNA of Rhopalosiphum maidis (corn leaf aphid), 764 nucleotides long. Its product is annotated as probable ribosome biogenesis protein RLP24. The coding region runs from base 200 to 745 and encodes 181 amino acids. Gene Ontology annotation, cellular component: nucleolus. The transcript is spliced from 4 exons. NCBI's taxonomy places the organism in Eukaryota, Metazoa, Arthropoda, Insecta, Hemiptera, Aphididae. Gene Ontology annotation, biological process: ribosomal large subunit biogenesis. The record is from RefSeq and is a predicted model, not a curated record.
GUGGUAAUCACUUAUCAUUAUUUACACUACCGCUUCUUAUUUUGAAUUUUUGUGUACAAGUACAAAAUUCAAUUCUCAUUCUGUUUUUGUAAGCUAUAAGCCUAUAACUAGUAACUGCAGUGUACUGUAUAGUCCUGUGUAGUGUGUAGUUAAUGGAUUCACGUAAGACGUAUUAAUAUCCACUUCGUAAGUCGAUACAAUGCGUAUUGACACUUGUUAUUUUUGUUCGUCCAAGAUGUACCCAGGACAUGGAAUGCAUUUCGUAAGAAAUGAUUGUAAGGUGUUUAAAUUUUGUCGCUCGAAAUGUCACAGAGCAUUCCAAAAGAAGAAGAACCCAAGGCGCGUACGAUGGACCAAAGCAUACCGCAAGGCUGUUGGUAAAGAAUUAGCUGUCGAUCCAUCAUUUGAAAUCGAAAAGAGACGUAACAUACCCAUGAAAUAUGACAGAGAAUUUUGGCAAAUGUCUAUGGAAGCAAUCAAGAAAGUCACUGAAAUUCAAAAGAAGCGUCAAUCUACCUAUGUAAUGCAGCGAUUACGUAAAGGACGUGAAGUUGAACAGCACAGAGAUAUCAGAGAAGUCCAAAGAGAUAUGUCAUUGAUUAGAUCACCUGCUGCAGGACUUAAACAACGUUUGUUAACUGAAGAAAAAUUACUCGAAGAAGAACAAGAAAAUGAUGUAGAUAUGAUUACUGUAGAAGAUGAAAAUAAUAUUGAUCAUAGUAAAUUAUCUUACAUAAAAAUAUAAAAUAUUUGUAACUGUUUAA